This is a messenger RNA of Exophiala viscosa, 1675 nucleotides long. RefSeq names its product major facilitator superfamily domain-containing protein. Gene Ontology annotation, molecular function: transmembrane transporter activity. The coding region runs from base 147 to 1562 and encodes 471 amino acids. The record is from RefSeq and is a predicted model, not a curated record. Lineage: Eukaryota; Fungi; Ascomycota; Eurotiomycetes; Chaetothyriales; Herpotrichiellaceae. Gene Ontology annotation, biological process: transmembrane transport. The transcript is spliced from 10 exons. Gene Ontology annotation, cellular component: membrane.
CGCCACCUGGAGUCCCCAUGGGGUGGCCUACAAAGACUUCGCUUUCGUCUCGACUCGGUAUCCAUCUCAACCUCAUCUUUCUUCUUUGGCUCGGUCCUCAUUGAGACUCGCUAAACAUUACCGCCCAGUCACACGCGCAAACGAUCAUGUCUAUUCACGGUAAAGAAGACUUCCAGCAUAGCCACCAUGAGCACCCUCUCCAUGACAGUCCCAAGGUCAUUGAAGCGGCUGCUACCGAGUACGUCGAAGGCACAGCAGAAGAGAGGAAGCUAGUCAGGAAGAUCGACUUGCAUCUACUCCCGGUUUUGUGGGUCAUGUACAUCUUCAACUACCUCGACCGGACCAACAUUGGUAAUGCCAAAGUCGGAGGCAUGCAGACGGACCUCAACUUGUCCUCUUCCGGCUAUUCUUUGGUGUUGUCCAUCUUCUUCGUCGCGUACUUGGUGUUCGAACCUCCUGCAGUUAUGCUGCUGGCGAGGACUAAGCCAAGUCUUUUCUUGCCGUCCAUCAUGAUCGUCUGGGGAGCUGUCUCGGUUGCUGUCAAGGGCGUUAACAGCCUCGGCGCAUUGAUCGCUUUCCGUGUCGCUCUUGGCUUCCUAGAGGCGGGCUUCUUCCCAGGAGUCAUGCUCGUGCUUUCUUGUUGGUAUAAGCCUAAGGAGUUGUCGAAACGUAUAGCUGUUUUCUAUACGGGUACAAUCUUGGCCGGUGCUUUCGGUGGUCUGCUCGCUGGAGGGAUCAUCGAUGGAAUGGAUGGUGUUGGAGGUACCCGCGGCUGGAAAUGGUUAUUUAUCAUCGAAGGUCUCGGAACGGUCAUUGUCGGUAUUGUCGCAUAUUUCGUCCUGCCAGAUUAUCCAACCACUACCCACUGGCUUUCCGAGCAGGAGAGAAAACUAGCUGCAAUGCGUCUAAUCAUUCGAGAGGAUUUGGACGCGAAAAUGCCCUACAAGAAGGCUAUAUCCUUGUCCCUCAAAGACUGGAAGAUGUGGCUGUUCAUGCUUUCACUAAACACCAUCUUGGCUUCGGGUACGGUCUCGUACUUCUUCCCGACUCUCAUGAGCUCAUUGGGCUACAAAGGUCGAAUGGUACAAUUCAUGACCGUGCCAAUAUUUGCUGUCACACUGGUGAUUAACCUCGUCAUGGGAUUUUCGGCCGACUAUACUGGACAGAAAGCAUACCACGUCAUGGGCUGCUCCGCACUUGCAGUUCUCUCUUUCAUCAUCUGCGCAGCUAGCAAGUCGUUCCCCGUCCGUUACGCUUUCAUCUGUUUCGGAUUUGCUGGUGUGCAGUCUUGCGUGCCUUUGUUGAUCAGUUGGGAGGUCACAAUGUUUCCGGGUCGAGAGCGGCGGGCCGUCUCGGUCCCUCUUAUCAAUGGUUUUGGUAACCUGGCCUCCGUUUAUGGCUCUUUCAUCUGGCCAGCCGAGGAUGCCCCACGAUACAUCACAGGCUUUGCCGUCAUGACCGCCUUCAUGUUCAUUGCGGGUUCUACUGCCUUCGUCAUCAAAAGGAUCUGGGACGACAAGGGUCUGGAGAGAAUCGAUUACGACGAGCAGACGAACAAUUGAUAAUUACUAUGAGACAUUUCUUGGCCGUGGAAGGGGAAUGAUGGUGAAGGUGCUCAAACGAGAAAGAUUUCGUCUUAGGGAGGUCAGGGAUGGUUGUCGAAGGAUGGUAUCUG